AUAUCUGUCCAAGUUGAACGCUAACGACGACGAUCAUCCUCCCUUUUCUAAACCCGACACCUCUUUCCAGCGUCAUUACUAAAUUCAUGGAGAUCUGCGAAUUUCCGUCCUUGAAAAGGAAUCCGAUGGAUUCUGAGUUCUAUAUGAAGCAAAACUGCCCAGUUUUCAGGCGCGGCACCGUGGCUUCGAGCGUCAAAUGGGGGGUCUUCUUCACUUGCUCGUCACCUCAUUUCUACUCUACUUUUCAAGGGCUGAGGCGACGAGUGCGGUCGGGGUGAACUAUGGCCAACUAGGCAACAACCUCCCAUUGCCGCCUGACGCUGUCCGGCUUAUCAAGAGCCGACUCAGCGCCGGGAGCGUCAAGCUCUACGAUGCCAACCCCCAGAUCCUCCGAGCCCUCAGUAACACGGGCCUAGAGGUAUGCACCAUGGUCCCCAACGAGCUGAUUGCCAACAUCUCGGCCGACCAAGCCCUCGCGGACCGUUGGGUCGGGUCCAACAUCGUACCCUUUUACCCGGUCACCAGGAUCCGACACGUUCUCGUCGGCAACGAGAUCCUCAGCGACCCCAACAAUAGGUGGUUCUGGCUCAAGCUUGUCUCCGCCAUGAGAAGAGUCCAAAAGGCACUAAAAAAGAAUCAAAUUCGGAACGUGAAAGUCGGUACCUCGAUGGCCAUCGAUACGCUCGAGCUUUCCUCGGUGUACCCGCCUUCCAACGGGUCGUUUAGGUCCGACAUCUCGGGUUCGGUCAUGAAGCCCAUGUUGCAGUUCUUGAGCGAGACCAAGUCGUAUCUCUAUUUCGAUCCGUAUCCUUAUUUCCACUGGGCCAAGGACCCGGAAAAGAUCAAUCUUGAUUAUGCAUUGCUUGAAUCCAAGAGCAUCAGGUAUACAGAUCCGGGUACGGGUCUGGUUUACACGAAUCUUUUCGACCAAAUGGUAGAUUCAAUGGUCUUCGCUAUGGAAAAACUCGGGUACCCCAACAUCCGGAUCCUGAUGGCCGAGACGGGCUGGCCCAGUUCCGGAGAUUACGACCAGAUCGGGGCGAAUAUCUACAACGCCGCCACUUACAAUCGCAAUUUAGUCAAGAAGCUCAAAGCCAGACCGCCCGUGGGGACUCCAGCCCGACCAGGGCAGGCCAUGCAAGGAUUCAUCUUCGCUCUUUUCAAUGAGAACCAAAAACCAGGCCCUACCACGGAGCGGCAUUUCGGGUUGCUGUACCCGAACGGGUCCAGGGUCUACGAGAUCGACCUGAGUGGGAAGGCGCCGUCAUCAGGUUAUGAGCUGUUGCCGGCACCGACGAACAAUAAGCCGUACAAAGGGCGCAUAUGGUGCGUGGUGGCGCCAGGAUCCAACAAUAGGACGGCACUUGAGGCAGCCUUAACGCACAGUUGCUCGCAGGGGAACGGGACUUGUGAGGCGAUCCGACCAGGCAAGGCGUGUCAUGAGCCGGAUUCGGUGCUGUCGCACGUGAGUUACGGGUUCAGUUCGUACUGGGCACAGUUCAGGAAGUCCGGCGCGAGCUGUUUCUUCAAUGGGCUCGCCACUCAAACCAUCAAAGAUCCAAGCCAUGGAUCUUGCAAGUUUCCCAGCGUUACACUCUGAAGACGACCCACGUGGAGGCUCUGUACUGUACUGAUCGUUGGCUUCAACCUCAUCAUAAGACUCGAAAGGGAUUCUUCUUCUGAAGCCAUCUGGGCAGUCCCUCUUUACUUUGUUCUAAUCUUUUUCAUCAGCC
Messenger RNA from Rhodamnia argentea, 1733 nucleotides. Its product is annotated as probable glucan endo-1,3-beta-glucosidase A6. The record is from RefSeq and is a predicted model, not a curated record. Gene Ontology annotation, cellular component: plasma membrane. Bases 197 to 1600 code for a protein of 467 amino acids. Gene Ontology annotation, molecular function: hydrolase activity, hydrolyzing O-glycosyl compounds. Gene Ontology annotation, biological process: carbohydrate metabolic process. Lineage: Eukaryota; Viridiplantae; Streptophyta; Magnoliopsida; Myrtales; Myrtaceae. The transcript is spliced from 4 exons.